AUGACGGGGACACCAAUUGCGACAAUGGUGGACUUUACGGGCGGCGCCUUGAACGCUGCCAUCCUCCAUGAGACUCCUAUUUUCACAUUUUCCAAAGAGCGACCAUUUCUCGCAUCCGACUUCCUAGCACCUCCGCCUGUCGCCGCACCCAAAGCAUGGGAGCGCGUCCCCGUUAUUGCUCUCCGCCGCUGCGGGCCGCGCCAGAUCUGGAAGCGCGUUGGUGGUCUGGUUAUUCCUCCACCCGUCGACCCCGCCUUCGUAGAGCUCGACAGUCGAGGCCGAGGACAGCGAAAGCGCGCGCGCACCGAACAUUACGUACCGACCUUUGCCAACUACAACGUCGACGAGAGAUACUAUGCCAUCCACAACGGAACCCCUGACCUGGCUGAGGCCAGAGCCUACCUUUCAGCAGCAGCAAGCUAUUUGGCCAGGGAAGCACCCGACCCUCGACUCGUGGCCAAGAUCCUAGCCCGACGCGCAUCCUAUCCCGAUGACCGCCUCAACUAUGUCCCGAGAAAGCGACACAACUCGCGCUGGCCCCUCCAGCAGCUGACGAACCCUACACGCAUGCUGGCUGAGAUGCAGCCGUACAUCGAGCUUAACGUCCCAGCAGAACCAGAGACGGUCGAACCGGCGCAUCAUAUCCAGGGCACGCAAUUGAUGAGGAGGUCGACACGGCGUGCUAGUAGCCGCCUAUCACUCAUCCCAUCGGAGGAUUCACCCAGCAGGAUGGACUUUUCCCCUAUUAAACCGCCAGUGUCCCGUAUCAUGUCGCCAGUCAAGCGAUCGCCCACCAAGUUAUCGUCCCCGAGAAAGGUCGCCGAGUCGCCACUACGAAAGUUUAGGGUCACUGCCACUCCUACGAAAGUCAUCCUCAAGCCCUCGAGGCUCAGUCUCUCGGCACAAACCCCCGUCAAGUCCACACCCCUCAAGUCUACGCCCAUCCGACCAGCAAGCGUGUCCGAAUCAGACAGCGAGGUUACUCCUGCGCAUCUUCUUCACCUGUCGCCUUUGCUCUUCGACCAGCCCAUCCCAGAGACACCGUCAGUUCCGGAACAUGAGAACAGGAGACGCAUCUCCUUGCUAUCGGCCAGGAGAAGUGAUGUUCGCCCCAGCUUCAUCACUAGGCUUCUCAAAGAGUUUGAGCGGGACGCCCCAGAACGACGCCACAGCUUCAGCUUGGCAGUCCAAGCCGUUGCGGAUGCCACCACCACUAGUCGCCGGAAUUCAGUAAACCCAUCGUGUAUCGGCUCCGAAGACGCUGCUGCGCGUGAGAACUCGGAGGACGCAACCGAGCAAAUCGACAAGCAAGAGCCGGUGCCACCUGCGCCUACACGGACAUUGGAGGUUGACGUCGGGACAAACCUGGAUAUCUUCGGCCAUCGGAGGAAAGAUGUCCGGCCGUGGGCACAAACCCCAACUCCAACCCGAACUGCGCAAAUACCUUUCGAGGAAUCUACCGUUACAUCCUCGCCUCUAAAGGCCGUUCACGGUGUUCCUCUACCCGUAGAGCCGGUUGGGUCCGCGCCUGCAGCCCCUUCAAUAGCGGUUUUCGAUAGUACCGUGGGUGUGACAAACAGCGAGAACGAUGCAAACUUGGCCCCUACACAGGAUUCUAGGGACCCUACCCCUGAGCCUACCUCACCCGACCAACAACCCGAAGGAGAGGAAUCACCCGCACCACUCAUUGUUGAGGAACCAACCAACACAGAAAUUGAAGCUAAUGAUGGCUUUGAGCCCUUGCAUCCCGAAGGAUUGUCUACCAUUCUCGAGGAAGAUUCCGUCCUGGAGGCAUUUACUCCUGUCAAACAUCACAACCUACCCACCAGAUCGUCGCCAAUGAAGCCUUCAAGCCCACUGCCUCUUGGUCAUGUAACUCUUGGAACGCCUGCGGUUGGAGCAUCAUCCCCCGCUGGUCUUCACCAGGAGGGCACAUCCCUUCAAGAGCUCCCCAGUGAGGCGCCUUCUAGCCCAACACCUUUCCGGAGACCCACGCCCGAGAAGUUCGGUUUCGGCGCGCAGCCAUCUGCUAAUUCUCAUCGGCGCUACUCUGCGGCGCAUGAACUGCUCACCGAAGUGCCCUCACCAGUACCAACUGCGGAGAAAUCUGCUGUCGGAGCGUUAUCCCCCGCUACCUCUCAGCAGGAAUCUGUUGAUACCGAGGAAGAGCUUGAAGGAAUGCCUUCGGAAAUCGAAGCAGCUCGCCAACCCACCCCGGAGAGCCACGACAAUAAUGCCUCCGCCCCUAUCGUUGCCGAUAAUGAUGAUAAGGUUUCUGAUGAUGUCCCGCAGGACAUGGCAUCUAGCCCGGCACUUGCUCAAGAGGCAACACCCGAAACAGCUGAAGUGUGCGCCUCGCCUGCUGUCUCAUCUCACCUAGAGAGCACCGCUCAGGAUGAGUCUGUUGAGGAAGUGACCUCUGGUCCCACAUCUCCUCACGAGGUGACGCCUGAGAUCGCGAACAUUGACGUCUCUUGUUCUGCUGUUAAGGAGGACGGCAAUGACGACCAGCCGUCGUCUGAGGACGCAGUUCCUCCUUCAAGUCCCGCUCAACAAGCAAACUCCUCACCGUUGGUUGCUGACGAAGAUACCAUCACUGUUGAGACUGGAUCGCCCCGUUCAGCCACACCCAUGACCUCAAUUUCCGAGGCGCCGGUUUCUCCCACCGCUGACGUGGAAGACAGCACUUCAGAAGAAAAAGCUGAAGAUACGCCGGCUGCUCCUUCACUGGCAUCUCCAAUCCGGUCCGACUAUUCUGUGGGGCGUGAUGAGAUUGAAGAGCACAAAGAGGAGCCACCGGCAGAUGAAACCCCGAUACAGGGCGAGAAUGAUGACGCUGCUCGCCCAAUUGAGCCUAACAGCCCUUGUAACAAUGGGCAGGCAUGUCCCGAACCAGCUUUGUGUCCCGAGGAGCAAUCGUCACCCAACAGUGAACCCACCUCCGAGGAUGACAUUACAUUGACCAAAAACUACGUUGCUGCGGCGGAAGAUGUCAUGGCUGAGUCUCAUUCGUUGCCCCAGAGUGGUGGUGUGGGAGACAAUGGAGAGACUGAUUCGUCAGCCUCCUUUGUCGACUCCUUUAUUCCAAAGGACAAGGAUGCCAACGAGCUUACUGUUCCGCCUGCUGAGGAUAAAGAGGAUGAAACCUCUGACACAUCAUCGGUGAUGGACCACGAUGAAUCUGCUGACCGUUCAAUGUCUGUCGAACAGGCUACCAUUGACGAAGUAUUACCCUCCAGCGCAGAUGCGCUUGAAGAUUCCAGCACCUCCCAGAUUCGUGACCCUACCCCUGAAGAGGAGAGCGAUUCCAUAGAAGCCGCGCCUACAGAGUCAGAAGACGUCAGUGGCGCACAGGAAGAUUCCCCAGAAAGCUCGACAUCGUCUCCUGGCAAUUCCGACGACGAAAACAGCGGCGACGAAAUUGAGGGUGACGAAAUCGAGGUUGUGGAACAAGUUGGGGCGGAAGACUCGUUGAUAAGCGAUGAUGAGGACGACGUGUCUUUGAUUACUGAGCAGCCCAUCCGCGUCGAAAACGAUACUCUGUCGUUGCGGUCUCUGCACGAAGAAUCUGAGACGGAUAUGAUCCGGAAGUUCAUCAGCAAAGUCGCCGCCGAUAAGAGUGCCAAAGCAGCCGCUGCAGCUGAACUUGAAAACAGAAGCCCACCCCAGGCUGAUUCCGACUCCCCCGCUGAGGACUUUGAAACUCCUCCCAAGAGAACGCCCCUUAGCGAGAAGAGCCCCAACAGCCCCAGCCCGACCAAAAAGCGUAAGCUUGACGAGCUGGCCGAUGAGCCCGGCAAGGAGGAGUCCCCCAAAAUGGCUGGAGAGAGUCCUGUGACCCGGACGGUGAAGCGCCGGAAGGCGUUGGUUGAGAACUCCGAACCUCCUACUGAGGAGGGUGAUGAUUCGGAAGGUGCUCCUCGCCGGUCUUCGCGCCAACGCAAGACCCUUAUCAACCUUAAGUCUGCCCCGUCCGCCAACUCGAUCGCCAAAUCCACCAUACCAGUGCGCAUGCCCGGGAUGGAGAUGAUGGAUACGGUCAGAGCGCGUAACGACCAGAAGGAUGUGGCUGCCGUCACGAGAUACAAUACUCGGAAGAACAAGGGCAGCGCUUUGUUCCCGCAGGUCGUGCUCAAGAAGAUGGAGAAAAUGAACAAGCAAGGGAAGGAAUAUGUCUACAGCUCUAGUUCCGUUGUAAACAACAAGGCGUCAGAGACUGAGAAGAAAAAGAAGAACAAGGGGGUUCGGUGGGCAGAAACUCUGGCUAGGUUCCAGGAUGAAGCAUCGGCGCCCGUUAACUCCAAAACCCGAGCUCUUUCUAGCUCCCUCCUUGCCGAUGUCCUCAAGGCCGAUGCCGCUCUUGACGACGAUAUCGAUGAGCUUGCUGAUGAGCCAGUAGUGAGCUCCAAGAAGGUUAGCACUCCCAGGGUGCUCAAAACUGCAAAGAGCCAGAUUAAGAGCAGGACCAAGAUCGCUCCGGAGGCUACCACCUCUAAACCCUCCAUCCCCAAGCCAAGGAAGGUCGCCCCUCCACCACCGACCCCUACCACAAGGAGAGCUGCUGCCGCCCCGUCCAUUCCCGCUCCCGCUCCUACCCCCACAAGGAAAGUACUACCGACACCGGCACCGAAACCCACCACCUCAAUUCACAAGGUAACCGCUCCACCAAAGCGUGCCACCCGGUCCGGCAAGUCACUCGUCCCGACGCCUAUCAAGUCGACGCCCGCCGUGAAGCCGAAAACUACGGUUCCCGCCGCCCCGCCACCACCUCUUCCUGCACCCCACCGCGGUCCCGGCAGGCCGAGGCUGAAUCUGGCGUCUUCGACCACAACCUCUACCCCUAUCAGCAACAAAGUCAACAAGACACCUGCUGCGACCAGUAAGACGGUCGUUACUGCUGCUGCUAGACGGGCGAGCAGGGUUGCUGCGGGGUUGGGGAUGAGUGUCAAUGGGACGCCGGCGCCGAAGAGGAGGGGGAGGAGUGCUUCUUGA
This is a messenger RNA of Sordaria macrospora k-hell, 4992 nucleotides long. RefSeq lists its product as uncharacterized. The record is from RefSeq and is a predicted model, not a curated record. Lineage: Eukaryota; Fungi; Ascomycota; Sordariomycetes; Sordariales; Sordariaceae.